AUGGUCAAAGAAGGAGUUGAAUUAACUGAGCCUCUUCUCCCAAAAUCAGGGAGAAUUGAAGGAGGGUCAUUUAAAGAAGACUACCAGUAUAUUUUCAUCUUCCCAAACCAUUUUUCCAGAGAUGAAGCAGUGUUCAAACCACUCAACCAAAAAAUAAGUAUUAGCAGAUGUAAAGAAAUUUUUACAACUACUUUCAAAAUUAGUGAAGAAGAAGGAAAGCAAGAAAGCCUAGAAAUGAACCUUAAAAAAGAAGCUAGUCAGCAUGCUGCACACCGCCAUGGCUGGAUCAGUGAGAUGUGGAGAGGUUUCGCUAAUUCCCAUCUUUAUUUUUUAUAUAAAAAUCUAAAUAAUAUUAAAUUAUUUCUAAAAAAUAAAUAAUUUACUCGAGAAAUUAAGGAAAAUGCUGGGGAAGUUGAAUUCCGAAAAUUCCUGAACUUAGUUAUAACUUGCGUCCUUAGAGUGAUGCAGGAAGAUCUCAAACUAGAUCUAAAGCUUUUCUUUUCCAGAGACGAAGACGAAAUUUUUUGUAAGAUCCGCGCCAGUGAACACAAUUUUAAAGUCCAAGCCGAUUUGAUGGACUAUCAUUUACAACUCAAAAGACCUGAAGGCGCAGUCAAAUCAGGCUACAGCCUCAUAUGUCCUUAUGGCAGAUUCGAAAAAAAUAAAGACGAAGACCAACAAAAAUCAGGCCCAGUUCUCCAAAAAAAGGUCAUAAAAGAUGUAGAAAGCAACUACAAGAAAUAUGGACUGGACGAAAGACAGGAUAAAAACGGAAAUGGGAUGACUAUGUUUAAGUAUAAAGACAAGGUAAAAAUUCUCCUUGCAAUGAUUUCUUCAGUUAUUGAUAUAGGCGAACUUCUAGACAAUGAAAUCUUGAUAAACCAUUAUUCUCUGCAUAAUGAAGAGCAGCUGACUUGGCUUAAAAACAACUGGGGAUCUUUUGGAAUGUUUUGGAAGCCUCAGCCAUUAAGAAAAAUAAGAAAUUACUAUGGAGAAAAAAUCGCUAUGUACUUUGCAUGGCUGCAAUAUUAUGUCGCGUGGCUUGUUGCACCUGCUUUAGUUGGGCUCUUAACGUUUAUAGUUCAGCUUAUAAAGGAUGAUCUUGAUGAUAAUGAUCCUAAAAUGACCCUUUCUGAAGUAUCAUUAUUGAUAUUUUCACUCGUUUUAGCAUUAGGAUCAACAAUGCUAGACCAGCUUUGGAGUAGACGGCAAAACGAACUUUCUUGGAUGUGGGGAACAACCGAUAUCCAAGAAGUAGAACAGCAAAGACCUACUUAUAAGGGAAAAUAUGGGGUUGACCCGGUAACAGGCCGCAAAAAGAAAAUUUCUCAAAAAUCCAUAUGGGAAUCAAUCAAGCGAAAUAUCAGCAUGUCUGUUGUUUUUAUUUGUAUUGCCAGUGCUAUUGUAGCUGUAGUUGGUGUUAUGCUUUACCGCAAUGUUUAUGCUGAUUACUCAUGGGGUCCUCUUUCCUGCGCCGUCAUAAAUGCAAUUCAAAUAAGAAUCCUAAACUUGAUUUAUCGAAAAAUUGCCAAGUUUUUCACUGAAUGGGAAAACUAUGAGUAUGAUACUGAGUACAAUGAUGCAUUAUGUAUAAAACUUUAUUUAUUCCAAUUUGUCAAUAGUUAUGCUUCUUUAUUCUAUUUAGGGUUCAUUAAAUGCUAUGGAGACGAAGACAAUUCUGUGUGCUUAGAUGAACUCUCAUUGCAGCUUCAAGUUAUCUUUAUAUUUAAUGUGAUUUGCAAUUUCUUCGAGCUAAGUUAUUUAGUAUGCGCAAUAAGAGGGAACCCCCUGAUUAUCGCCUUGUUUGAUUCCAAAAAAACUCAAUGCACCUAGAGUUUAAAUGAGGAAAAUGCUAGGCUGCAAUUUUGGAUUUCCGCUCGUCCUAAAGAUGAAUUCUCACUCCCCCCCACUUUAAAUUGGAACUAAAAUUUUUGUUCCAAUUUAAAGGGGGUUAAUAUGUUUUUUUAAAACAAAAUAUCAAUAUAAAAUUUUUUAAAAAAAUAUAAAAAAUUUAAAAAAAAAAAAAUUUCAAAAACUUAUCGAAUUAGAUCAAUAAAUUUGUUUAAUAAAACGCUAUUUACUCUUUAUCCUUUAAAGCAAAGCAAGAUAUAACUAAUUUUCAUUAUUAGUUAAUACGCCACUAUUAAUUGGUAUCAAAAUUAUAUUUACACAAAAAUUUUUAUUUUUAUUGAUAAAAAAAAUUAAAAAAAAAAAAUUUGGAAAAUUUAUCGAUCAAAGUGCUAAUUUUGUUUAAAUAAAGAUGUUAUUUAUACUCUAUUCUUUAAAAUAAAGCAAGAAAUAAGUAAAUUUUGAAAUUUUAUAAAGAAUUCCUAUUGAAUUUAUAUCAAAACUAUCCAAAUAAAAAAUAUCAUUUUUAUCAAAAAAAACAAAAAUUUUUUUUGAAAAUUUUUAAAAAAAAAAAAUUAAUUUUUUUUAAAAUUUACCAAUUAAGGAUAAUAAAUUUUAUUUAAAUAAGAUGCUCUUUAUACUUUUUUCUUUAAAAACGAGCAAGAUAUAAAUAAAUUUUUAAUUUUAGUUAAGAAGAAACAUUUAACUUAUAUCAAAACUUUUUAGAUACAAAUUUAUAUAUAAUUUUUUAUUAUAUAAAUUAAAUUUUGUUCCAAUUUAAAGGGGGGUUAAUUUACCAAAAAAGUGGAAAUUUUACCGAUAUUUUGUUCCAAUUUAAAGGGGGGGGGAGUCAGGAAGAGCCACUCUCUGGAAGUUCCCUCGAUAGUCUCGAUAAGGAAAGAUUAGCCUGUCUAUGAAGGAAAAGGAAAACCUCUCUGGAGGAAAAUAAAACUUCCUCAUUCGGCAGGCAUCUCCAAAGGCGUACUAAAAAGCAACAUAUCACACAAAUUCAGGGAUAGAUCAUACCUACUCCAUAUUGAGUUCGUAUCUGAGUCCAUCUUCGUCAGCGUCUCCAUUUUAUUUCUUCUUUGAGCUAGGAAUUCCAUAUUGUGCUAAUGCCUGCAGAGAUCGAGCUGAAAAGAAACAUUUAAAAACAAUGGCUGAGUAUGGCCAUAAAGGAAGAAAGUCAAUGACGUACACAGAAAAACAAGCAGGCUUGUCAGAGUAUGAAACACCGCUUGACGAUUAUAUGGAGCUUAUUAUCGAUUAUGGCUAUGUCGUCAUGUUUUCAGCUGCAUACCCUAUUGUUCCAUUAAUAGCACUUAUAGUAAAUGUCAUUGAAGUCAGAGUAGACGCAUUUAAAUUAUGCCAUUUAAUGAAAAGACCGUACCCUACCCCUGCAAACUCUAUUGGUGAAUGAGAGUCAAUCAUAAGGACCAUUUCUGUUAUUGGCGCUUUAACUAAUACUUCUAUUAUUGUUUUCACUGCAAAUAUAUUUGAUUUAACUGAUUUUGCAACGAAAUGGGCUUAUUUUAUGGUUCUUGAGCAUGUACUUUUAGUGUUUAAGUUCUUAAUCAGCAGGCAGGUUCCUGAUAUUCCUAAUGAUGUGAAGAAAGGGAUUAUAUGGAGCAAUAGGAUCGCAGAUGAAAAAAUCUAUGGGAAGAGCACUGAUGUAGAUCAACAAAGGGUAUUAAGGAAUUUAAACUUUAGACCAAGCCCGAAUGCGUCUAAAGAGAAAGCUAUUUUAGAUCCAGAAAAAAUUGCAACCUCGGAUUAG
Messenger RNA from Blepharisma stoltei, 3625 nucleotides. The record is from the annotation of a GenBank genome assembly. NCBI's taxonomy places the organism in Eukaryota, Ciliophora, Heterotrichea, Heterotrichida, Blepharismidae.